AACAGUGGAGGAUAAGACGAUACAAAGCACAGGACAGGACUUUAGGGAGAUGAGAAGGGGGCUGGUAUCUUAUAUAAUGCAGGCAGGAUUAGGAAAUAGUUGUUUUAAUUAAUUUAUUUUAGGCCAAUCCGUAUUCAGUUACAUACGCCGACACAGUAGGUGGCGGUGUGCACUGAUCCGCCAUUUAAAACACAGAAGAAGAAUAACGAUUUGUUUGGAAAAUGGCGGGUGCUUUGAAGGAAGAACAUCUUGCACGACAUGUUUAUGCUUCAUUACAGGCUGUGUCUUGUCCCUUGGUGGAAGGUUUGUACCUGCAGGAAGCGGACAGCAUGCUGCAGCUGCUGUGUACUCCUUCUCAGCACCGCACCGACAUACUGGCAUGGAUCUGCGGCAGUAUCAACCCAAACUUUUCCAAUUCCAAGGCGAUGUCAGUAAGAGCCAAAGACCCAGAUGUUUUGACUAAAGACAUGGCUGUGCUUGGGCAGGAGCUGAUGCUGUGCAGAGCAGAUGACCUAGACCUGAUCAAGGGUGAUUCGAGUCCUCACCGGCAGCUUCACUUCCAGGAGCAGCUAUUAACUUUAGUACCUGGCUGCAAGAAGUCUGCAGGCCACAGAAUGGAUCCAGAGAUGCUCCUGAACGAGCUCUACGCUGCUGAGAACCUGCCUCACUUCACACAUAUGCUCAAACCAACACUCGACCCCUGGCCUGCACACAUCAAGGCUUUAAGCAAGGGCACCAAGUCAUCUCAUAAGCCGAGUAGAGAAGAGGCUGCUGAUGUUGCCACCCUUCUACAGCUGACGCGAUCAACACUGGAGCAGCUACAGUCAGAGUGUGAAUUCCUGAGCAAUGAGGCGCAGAGUCCUGGUGUCUUCUCUCCAAGCUCCCUGCGCGUGGCGGCGUGUGACUUCCAGCAGUUGAUGGCUACCUUCAGCCAUGUUUUCGAAACAGACUUGAGAACUUACUGCAGUAGAGAUCCCCCCAACUUCAGCACAGAGACUGUUGUCUUCCAGAGGAUACACCGAUUACUGCUGGCCUUCAUGAUGGAGUUGGAAAUGCUAAAGGAAGUAUCAGAAGCUUCUGUAUCUGUGAAUGAGGACGUGAACCAGCUAGAAACACAGCCUUGCUACCAGAGCCGAGGAGAGAGGCGCAAGUUACCUGAUCAAUUGGAGGAACUUAGGAGGCGAAUUAGAGACUUUUCUGCCCUGCUUCAUUCCUGAUGGCAUCAUGCAGUACACAUACACUGGCAAAAAAUCAAACCAUCUGGGUGAAUGUUGGUUGACUGCUGAAGUGAGCAAGGCACUUAACAUGAUGUAGCCAUUAUGGGAUCUGUUGUUGUGUUAAAAUUGUACAGGUCAAACAGAAUUGUGACCAAAUGUGAGUACAUGUAUGGUGAUGGAAACUGUUGCACAGUCACAUUUCAGCAGACCAGCUCUCAUGUUUCUGUCUGUGUCAUAGAGAACUAAUGCUGUUAGAUGAAAUCAUACAAACCAUGUUUAUUAUUCUAACUUCAGUAUAACUGAGGUGUUGGGGAGGUUUGUGUGAACAUUCACAUCAUAAUUGGCAACAACAUAUUCUUUGUAAUUAACAUGAAUUGUUCUUCAGUAUCAAGCAGAGGGGCUUCAGUGGGGUGGGUGUCUGUUUUGUUGGGGUAAUGGUGAUUCUAAAUGUUUGUUUUGUCAUCCUAACAUAUUGGAUUGUCCUCUGCAGUACUCAGUGUAAAUGUUCAUAUGGUAUUUCUGAAUAAAUUUAAAUG
This is a messenger RNA of Epinephelus moara (kelp grouper), 1753 nucleotides long. RefSeq names its product HAUS augmin-like complex, subunit 7 (gene haus7). Gene Ontology annotation, cellular component: HAUS complex. Gene Ontology annotation, biological process: spindle assembly; centrosome cycle. The record is from RefSeq and is a predicted model, not a curated record. The transcript has 9 exons. NCBI's taxonomy places the organism in Eukaryota, Metazoa, Chordata, Actinopteri, Perciformes, Serranidae. Gene Ontology annotation, molecular function: microtubule minus-end binding. Bases 222 to 1217 code for a protein of 331 amino acids.